ACAACACCCAUCACAGAUGUGGAACUACCUGGCAGUCACAGCACAGAGGGAAUCACCAGCUCACAAGUGCAAGAACCUGGAUGUCAACUGGCCGAAGCCUAAAGUCCUGACAAAGCACCACGAGAACAGGGAGCUCGGGGUGCAAGAACCUGGACACAAAUUAGCUCGAGCCAAAAGUCCUGUGACUUGA
Molecule: messenger RNA, 190 nt
Organism: Echinostoma caproni
Lineage: Eukaryota; Metazoa; Platyhelminthes; Trematoda; Plagiorchiida; Echinostomatidae
Source: the annotation of a GenBank genome assembly